Molecule: messenger RNA, 1040 nt
Organism: Poecilia latipinna (sailfin molly)
Lineage: Eukaryota; Metazoa; Chordata; Actinopteri; Cyprinodontiformes; Poeciliidae
Product: guanine nucleotide-binding protein G(o) subunit alpha-like
Exons: 5
Coding region: 416-1024 (202 amino acids)
Biological process (GO): adenylate cyclase-modulating G protein-coupled receptor signaling pathway
Cellular component (GO): cytoplasm; heterotrimeric G-protein complex
Molecular function (GO): guanyl nucleotide binding; G-protein beta/gamma-subunit complex binding; G protein-coupled receptor binding
Source: RefSeq, a predicted model, not a curated record
UUCCAUCUGGGCGGCGGGCAGCCGUGGGAGAGCUGGGGCUCUUUUUCCUCUGUUGGGCAGAGCAGGAGGCUGACCUGCGGAGGAACAGCUCGGCUCUGGGUCUGUUAUUUUUGGAUUUUUUAACCGCAGAGUAAAUCUGGCGCUGGGAGGCGGAGAAAGCGCUCGGAGCCAUGCGUAAAAACAGUUUUGCCUGAAGGCUUGGCGAUCAACUGCCAGCAGGAGUUUGGAAAUCAUGCAAGAUGGCCUGAAAUCUUCUCCUUUUUUUUUCUUUUUUUAUUUUAAACAAACUUUAAUCAGAGUUUUUUUAAUUCUCUGGGAAGUUUAUUCUGAUUAUCAUUUUUGGAGUGGGUGACGAGCUCGCAGUUUUAUAGGUUUCCUCUGUCCGUCUGGGUCGGAGAGGAGAUGAUCGCUCAGGAUGGGUCUGUGCCUCGGGACCGAAGAUACAGAGGAGGAGAAGAAGGCGAAGAUAAACAGCGCCAAGAUAGACAGAGACCUGUACGAAUACGCAAAGCGGGAGAUGAAUGUGGUUAAAAUCCUCAUUCUGGGAGCAGCAGAGAGCGGGAAAAGCACUUUGGUCAAACAGAUGAAAAUCAUCCACAGCAACGGCUUCACCAAGCAAGAGCUGAGCAGCUUCAAGGCGGCGGUGUUGGAUAACCUCCUGACUUCCAUGAAGUUUGUCCUCCAUGGAAUGGGCGUCCUCCGGAUUAACCUGGCUAACAGCAGGAACAAGGUCCACGCCCAUUCGGUCCUGUCGUGUGGGCGGUGUUUCGACGAGGAGCAGGUGCUGCUCCCCUUCCUGAGCCACGCCCUGUCCUGUCUGUGGGCCGACCAGGGGGUGAGGGCUGCGGCCGCCCGCGGCUACGAGUUCGAGCUGAACGACUCGGCGCUGUAUUUCUUUGAGAACAUGAGCCGCCUCACGUCUGCAGACUACGUGCCCACAGAGAUGGACGUCCUCCGAGUGCGGCUGAGGACGACGGGCGUGAUAGAGACCCAGUUUAAAGUCAACCACUUGACUUUCAGGUAGAGGGCCCCGUCUGCUC